This is a messenger RNA of Talpa occidentalis (Iberian mole), 9560 nucleotides long. RefSeq names its product probable ubiquitin carboxyl-terminal hydrolase FAF-X. Lineage: Eukaryota; Metazoa; Chordata; Mammalia; Eulipotyphla; Talpidae. The record is from RefSeq and is a predicted model, not a curated record. Gene Ontology annotation, molecular function: cysteine-type deubiquitinase activity; cysteine-type endopeptidase activity. The transcript is spliced from 45 exons. Gene Ontology annotation, cellular component: nucleus; cytosol. Bases 654 to 8213 code for a protein of 2519 amino acids. Gene Ontology annotation, biological process: protein deubiquitination; cell migration.
GAUUGUCUCUGACCCGGCCGUUUUUUUUUUUCCUCCCAAGGUCCGCCAUAUUGCGAGGACCGGCCUCGGUCUGAGCGCAAUCUUCCCUGCAUCUCGCCCUUUAGGGGCUCUCCUCAGCCCAGCUAGAUCCAGCAAUUUCAACCAAUUAAUAAACUUUUACCAAGCGCAGUCCCGCUUCUGCGUCUCCCUCACGGGAGGUCCUUAUUUUAGCGAUUGGUGGUGGUGGUGUAGCCUGCACUGAGUCUCGGUAAAGAGACUAGCCCCUGAACAACCAGUAAAAAAAAGGUGUAGCCGCUGCUACCUCAGGGGGAGUAGUAACAGGAGCUGAGGCAGGAGAACACGGCAUCUGGAGCCUAAUUGAAAUCAACGGGACCGAGGGAAAAAAGACCAGUGUGCUCAAUUCUCUAUUCAGAGAAGAGAGAAGAAAGGCCCUUACUAGUAUUGAAUCUGCUGGCAGUUCUUAAUGUGGCACAGGACUCUUCAUAGAUCAAUUUGGUUAUGAAAUGGUCUCUGCAAGAUGGUCUGUACUUGAAUUGGAGAUUUUUAAGGUCGACAUAUGCUGGUAUUUCAUUCCCUAUAAGUGGACUAUAAUUUUUUCUCUUAUCAUAACUACGUAAACAGGCACAAUAGCAAAGAUCCAUUCUUUGUUGAGUAUGACAGCCACAACUCGUGGCUCUCCUGUAGGAGGGACUGACAGCCAGGGCCACGCUCCUGAUGGACAGCCUCAGUCCCCCUUCCAACAAAAUCAGAUCACUUCACCUGAUUCCUCCAAUGAGAAUUCUAUAGCAACUCCUCCUGAUGAACAAGGUCAAGGUGAUGCUCCAUCACAAUAUGAAGACGAGGAACCAGGAUUUCCACAUGCUGAUCUAGCAAAGUUGGAUGACAUGAUCAAUAGGCCGAGAUGGGUGGUUCCAGUUUUGCCAAAAGGGGAAUUAGAAGUGCUUUUGGAAGCUGCUAUUGAUCUUAGUAAAAAAGGUCUUGAUAUUAAAAGUGAAGCAUGUCAGCGUUUUGUUCGAGAUGGGCUAACAGUAUCUUUCACUAAAAUCCUUAUGGAUGAGGCAGUUAGUGGCUGGAAGUUUGAAAUUCAUAGAUGUAUUAUCAAUAAUACACACCGCUUAAUAGAACUUUGUGUGGCCAAGUUGUCCCAAGAUUGGUUUCCACUUCUCGAACUUCUCGCCAUGGCCCUCAAUCCUCAUUGCAAAUUCCAUAUCUACAAUGGUGCGCGUCCAUGUGAAUCUAUUUCCACAAAUGCUCAGUUGGCUGAAGAUGAGCUAUUUGCCCGUUCCUUGGAUCCUCGGUCUCCAAAAGGCUGGCUAGUGGAUCUGAUCAAUAAGUUUGGCACUUUAAAUGGGUUCCAGAUUUUGCAUGAUCGUUUUACUGAUGGAUCAGCAUUAAAUAUUCAAAUAACUGCGGCUCUUAUUAAACCAUUUGGACAAUGUUAUGAGUUUCUCAGUCAACACACAGUAAAAAAAUACUUCAUUCCAGUUAUAGAGAUAGUUCCACAGUUUUUAGAAAAUUUAACUGAUGAUGAACUAAAAAAGGAGGCAAAGAAUGAAACUAAAAAUGAUGCCCUUUCAAUGAUUAUUAAAUCUCUGAAGAAUUUAGCUUCAAGGAUUCCAGGACAUGAAGAGACUGUAAAAAAUUUAGAAAUUUUUAGGUUGAAAAUGAUUCUCAGAUUGUUGCAAAUUUCUUCUUUUAAUGGAAAAAUGAAUGCUCUGAAUGAAGUUAAUAAAAUGAUAUCUAGUGUAUCAUAUUAUACUCAUCGGCAUGGUAAUUCUGAAGAGGAAGAUUGGCUGACAACUGAGAGAAUGGCAGAAUGGAUACAACAGAACAAUAUUUUAUCCAUAGUCUUGCGAGAUAGUCUUCAUCAACCUCAGUAUGUAGAAAAACUAGAGAAGAUUCUUCGUUUCGUGAUUAAAGAAAAAGCUCUUACAUUACAGGAUCUUGAUAAUAUCUGGGCAGCACAGGCUGGGAAGCAUGAAGCCAUUGUAAAAAAUGUACAUGAUCUACUGGCAAAAUUAGCUUGGGAUUUUUCUCCUGAACAACUCGAUCAUCUUUUUGAUUGCUUUAAGGCAAGUUGGACAAAUGCAAGUAAAAAACAACGUGAAAAACUACUUGAGCUGAUACGUCGUCUUGCAGAAGAUGAUAAAGAUGGUUUGAUGGCACACAAGGUGUUAAAUCUCCUGUGGAAUUUGGCCCAUAGUGAUGAUGUGCCUGUGGACAUCAUGGACCUAGCCCUCAGUGCCCACAUAAAAAUACUAGAUUAUAGUUGUUCCCAGGAUCGAGACACACAAAAGAUCCAGUGGAUCGAUCGCUUUAUAGAAGAACUUCGCACAAAUGACAAAUGGGUAAUUCCUGCACUGAAACAAAUAAGAGAAAUUUGUAGUUUGUUUGGUGAAGCACCUCAAAAUUUGAGUUCUUCUCGUUUUAGUCAAACUCAGCAAAGUCCUCAUGUAUUUCAUCGUCAUGAUUUAAUCAAUCAGCUGCAACACAAUCAUGCCUUAGUUACUUUGGUAGCAGAAAAUCUUGCAGCAUACAUGAAUAGUAUGCGACUGUAUGCUAAAGACCAUGAAGACUAUGACCCACAAACUGUGAGGAUAGGAAGUAGAUACAGUCAUGUUCAAGAAGUCCAAGAACGGCUAAACUUUCUUAGAUUUUUAUUGAAGGAUGGCCAACUCUGGCUCUGUGCUCCUCAGGCAAAACAAAUAUGGAAAUGCUUAGCAGAGAAUGCAGUUUACCUCUGUGAUCGUGAAGCCUGUUUUAAGUGGUAUUCCAAAUUGAUGGGAGAUGAGCCAGAUUUAGAUCCUGAUAUUAAUAAGGACUUCUUUGAAAGUAAUGUGCUUCAGCUUGAUCCUUUGCUAUUAACUGAAAAUGGGAUGAAAUGUUUUGAACGAUUCUUUAAAGCUGUGAAUUGUCGAGAAGGGAAACUGGUGGCAAAAAGAAGAGCCUAUAUGAUGGAUGAUUUGGAACUAAUAGGAUUGGAGUACCUUUGGAGGGUUGUGAUUCAAAGUAAUGAUGACAUUGCCAGCAGAGCUAUAGAUCUUCUUAAAGAGAUAUACACAAAUCUUGGCCCCAGGUUACAGGUCAAUCAGGUUGUUAUCCAUGAGGAUUUCAUUCAAUCUUGCUUUGAUCGUUUGAAAGCCUCGUAUGAUACAUUAUGUGUUUUGGAUGGUGACAAAGAUAGUAUUAAUUGUGCAAAACAAGAAGCCAUUCGAAUGGACCGUGUAUUAACUGUUUUAAGGGAAUACAUAAAUGAAUGUGACAGUGAUUAUCAUGAAGAAAGAACAAUUCUGCCCAUGUCAAGAGCAUUUCGUGGUAAACAUCUCUCUCUCAUAAUUCGAUUUCCAAACCAUGGCAGACAGGUUGAUGACUUAGACAUAUGGUCUCAUACAAAUGAUACAGUUGGUUCAGUAAGACGAUGUAUUCUCAAUUGUAUUAAAGCAAAUGCAACCCAUACAAAAAUUGAACUCUUUGUGGGUGGUGAGCUGUUAGAUUCUGAAGAUGACAGAAAACUAAUUGGACAAUUAAACUUAAAAGAUAAAUCUGUAAUUACAGCCAAACUUACACAAGUGAGUUCCAAUAUGCCUUCAAGUCCUGAUAGUUCCUCUGAUUCCUCAACUGGAUCUCCUGGAAACCCUUGUAAUCACUACAGUGAAGGUCCCAAUCCAGAAGUGGAAAGUUGUUUACCAGGGGUGGUGAGUAGUUACUAUAGCUCAACAGUAGAAAAAUUAAGAACUACUUGUUUAGAACAUGUAAAACUUGGAGAAAGUAAUCUUGUUCCAUCUCUUGAGUCACUUUUCUUUGGUCCUUCUGCCUCCCAAGUGCUAUACCUAACACAGGUUGUUUAUGCCUUGUUAAUGCCUGCCAUUACACCUCUGGCAGAUAAUUCUUCUGACUUUCAACUUCAUUUUUUGAAGAGUGGUGGCUUACCUCUUGUACUGAGCAUGCUAACAAAAAAUAACUUCCUGCCGAAUACAGAUACAGAAACUCGAAGGGGCACUUACUUCAAUGGCCUUAAAAUAGCCAAACUGUUGUUAACUGCAGUAGGUUAUGGUCAUGUUCGAGCUGUAGCAGAAGCUUGUCAGCCUGUUGUAGAUGGUACUGAUCCCAUUAAACCGAUUAACCAGGUUACACAUGAUCAAGCAGUAGUGCUGCAAAAUGCUCUUCAGAGCAUUCCUAAUCCAUCAUCUGAGUGUAUGCUUAGAAAUGUAUCAAUACGUCUUGCUCACCAAAUCUCCAAUGAGGCGUCAAGAUACAUGCCUGAUACUUGUGUAAUUAGAGCUAUUCAGAAAAUCAUCUGGGCAUCAGGAUGUGGGGCUUUGCAGCUAGUAUUUAGACCAAAUGAAGAAAUCACUAAACUCUAUGAGAUGAGCACCAAUGUGAGGAAUGAGCCAGACACAGAAGAUGAACAAGUUUGCUGUGAAGCAUUAGAAGUGAUGACACUAUGUUUUGCUCUAAUUCCAACAGCAUUGGAAGCGCUUAGUAAAGAAAAAGAUUGGCAGACAUUUAUUAUUGACUUAUUAUUACACUGUCCCAGCAAAACUGUUCGACAGUUGGCACAGGAGCAAUUUUUUUUAAUGUGCACCAGAUGUUGCAUGGGACACAGACCUUUGCUUUUCUUCAUUACUCUGCUCUUUACCAUUUUGCGGAGCACAGCCAGAGAAAAAGGUAAAGAUUCUGGUGAUUAUUUUAUUCUACUACGGCACCUUCUUAAUUAUGCUUACAAUAGCAAUAUUAAUUUACCCAAUGCUGAAAUUCUUCUCAACAAUGAAAUUGAUUGGCUUAAAAGAAUUAAGGAUAAUGUGAAAAACACAGGUGAAACAGGUAUUGAAGAACCCAUGUUAGAAGGCCAUCUUGGACUAACAAAGGAGUUGUUGGCAUUUCAAACAACUCAGAAAAAGUAUCAUAUUGGGUGUGAAAAAGGAGGUGCUAAUCUCAUUAAAGAAUUAAUUGAUGAGUUCAUCUUUCCUGCUUCCAAAGUUUACUUGCACUGUGUUAGAAAUGGAGAAAUGCCAGCAGAGCAGGCUAUCCCAGUCUGUAGUUCACCAGCUACCAUCAAUGCUGGUUUUGAACUACUUGUAGCCUUAGCUGUUGGCUGUGUAAUGAAUCUCAAACAAAUAGUAGACUGUUUGACUGAAAUGUAUUACAUAGGCACAGCAAUAACUACUUGUGAAGCACUUACUGAGUGGGAAUAUUUACCACCUGUUGGACCCCGUCCGCCGAAAGGAUUUGUGGGACUCAAAAAUGCUGGUGCUACUUGUUAUAUGAACUCUGUGAUUCAGCAGUUAUAUAUGAUUCCCUCUAUCAGGAAUAGCAUUCUUGCAAUUGAAGGCACAGGUAGUGAUAUAGAAGAUGAUAUGUUCAGUGAUGAGAAACAAGACAAUGAGACUAAUGUAGAUCCUCGAGAUGAUGUAUUUGGAUAUCCUCAUCAGAUUGAAGACAAACCAGCAUUAAGUAAGACAGAAGAUAGGAAAGAAUACAAUAUUGGUGUCCUAAGACAUCUUCAAGUCAUCUUUGGUCACUUAGCUGCUUCCCAACUUCAAUAUUAUGUACCUAGAGGAUUUUGGAAACAGUUCAGGCUUUGGGGUGAACCUGUCAAUCUACGUGAACAGCAUGAUGCCUUAGAGUUUUUUAAUUCCUUGGUUGAUAGCUUAGACGAAGCAUUAAAAGCUUUGGGACAUCCAGCUAUGCUAAGUCAAGUCUUAGGCGGUUCCUUUGCUGAUCAGAAGAUUUGCCAAGGCUGCCCCCAUAGAUAUGAGUGUGAAGAAUCUUUUACAACACUGAAUGUAGAUAUUAGAAAUCACCAAAACCUUCUUGAUUCUUUGGAACAGUACAUUAAAGGAGAUUUACUGGAAGGUGCAAAUGCUUAUCGUUGUGAAAAAUGUGAUAAAAAGGUUGAUACAGUAAAGCGCUUGCUAAUUAAAAAAUUGCCUCCUGUACUUGCUAUCCAACUGAAACGAUUUGACUAUGACUGGGAAAGAGAAUGUGCAAUUAAAUUCAAUGAUUACUUUGAAUUUCCACGAGAACUAGAUAUGGAACCUUACACAGUUCGAGGUGUUGCAAAGCUGGAAGGAAAUAAUGUAAACACAGAGACUCAGCUAAUACAACAGAAUGCACAUUCUGAAAAUGAGAAAUCAGAAAGCACAAAAUACAGACUUGUGGGUGUGCUUGUCCACAGUGGCCAAGCAAGUGGUGGACAUUAUUAUUCUUACAUCAUUCAGAGAAAUGGUGAAGAGGGUGAGAGAAAUCGAUGGUAUAAGUUUGAUGAUGGAGAUGUAACAGAAUGUAAAAUGGAUGAUGAUGAAGAAAUGAAAAAUCAAUGUUUUGGUGGAGAGUACAUGGGAGAAGUAUUCGAUCAUAUGAUGAAGCGUAUGUCAUACAGGCGACAGAAAAGGUGGUGGAAUGCUUAUAUCCUUUUUUAUGAACGCAUGGAUUCAAUAAACCAAGGUGAUGAAAUAAUAAGAUAUGUGUCAGAGCUAACUCUCACACGAUCCCAGCAGAUUAUGUCACCAGCCAUUGAGAAGAGUGUACAGAAGCAAAAUGUGCAAUUCAUGCAUAACCGAAUGCAAUACAGUUUAGAGUAUUUUCAGUUUGUGAAAAAAUUGCUUACAUGUAAUGGUAUCUACUUGAGUCCUGCACCAGGACAAGAUCACUUGUUGCCAGAGGGAGAAGAAAUGACCAUGAUUAGUAUACAGCUUGCUGCUAGAUUCCUCUUCACCACUGGAUUUCACACCAAGAAAAUUGUCCGUGGUCCUGCCAGUGAUUGGUAUGAUGCAUUAUGCCUUCUUCUCCGUCAUAGCAAGAAUGUACGUUUUUGGUUUGCUCAUAAUGUCCUCUUUAACGUCUCUAAUCGCUUUUCUGAAUACCUUCUGGAGUGUCCUAGUGCAGAAGUAAGGGGUGCAUUUGCAAAGCUUAUAGUAUUUAUUGCACAUUUUUCUUUGCAAGACGAAACCUCUUCUACAUCUUCAGGACCUUCUAGCCAGGCUUGUAAUAACUUAAGCUUGAGUGACCACUUACUUAAAGCAGUAUUAAAUCUUCUGAGAAGGGAAGUUUCAGAGCAUGGCCGACAUUUACAGCAAUAUUUCAAUCUAUUUGUAAUGUAUACCAAUUUAGGUACGGCGGAAAAGACACAACUUCUGAAAUUGAAUGUACCUGCCACUUUCAUGCUUGUAUCUUUAGAUGAAGGUCCAGGUCCUCCAAUCAAAUAUCAGUAUGCUGAAUUAGGCAAAUUAUACUCAGUAGUGUCACAGCUGAUCCGCUGUUGCAACAUUUCAUCACGAAUGCAGUCUGCAAUCAAUGGUAAUCCCCCUUUUCCCAAUCCUUUUGGUGACCCUAAUUUGCCACAGCCUAUAAUGCCAAUUCAGCAGAAUGUGGCAGAUAUUUUAUUUGUGAAAACAAGCUAUGUGAAGAAAAUUAUUGAAGACUGCAGUAACUCAGAAGAAACCAUCAAAUUGCUUCGUUUUUGCUGCUGGGAGAAUCCUCAGUUCUCAUCUACUGUCCUCAGUGAACUUCUGUGGCAGGUUGCAUAUUCAUAUACCUAUGAACUUCGGCCUUAUUUGGAUCUACUUUUGCAGAUUUUACUGAUUGAGGAUUCCUGGCAGACUCACAGAAUUCAUAAUGCACUUAAAGGAAUUCCAGAUGAUCGAGAUGGGUUGUUUGAUACAAUUCAGCGCUCUAAGAAUCAUUAUCAAAAAAGAGCAUACCAGUGUAUAAAAUGUAUGGUGGCUCUCUUUAGCAAUUGUCCUGUUGCUUACCAAAUCUUACAGGGUAAUGGAGAUCUUAAAAGAAAGUGGACCUGGGCAGUGGAAUGGCUUGGAGAUGAACUUGAAAGACGACCUUACACUGGCAAUCCUCAGUAUACAUACAAUAAUUGGUCUCCUCCAGUGCAAAGCAAUGAAACAUCAAAUGGCUAUUUUUUAGAGAGAUCACACAGUGCUAGGAUGACACUAACAAAAGCUUGUGAACUCUGUCCUGAGGAGGAACCAGAUGACCAAGAUGCCCCAGAUGAGAAUGAGUCAUCUCCUCCAGAAGAUUCUUCACUAUAUGCUCAUUCAUCUGGAUCUUACUAUCAAAAGAAUAAUCAUAUGCAUGGACAGCCGUAUACGGGUCCAGCAGCACAUCACUUGAACAACCAUCCGAAAACUGGCCAGGGAGCACAAGACAAUUUCGAAGACAAUGAAGAAGUAGCCUCAUCUCAGAUGAAGGAUCAGUGAAAUGAGAUGCACAUUAUUAACUACUUACUUAAGAACAUGCACUCAGGCCUUAGAAUCCAGCUUUUUCUGUGCCUGGCUAGUAUUUAAAAGAGAGAUUGUUGAAAAUAGAGUGGAGAGUUUUAUUCACUAUCUCAUUUACAGAAAUUUGCUGUAAUAUAUAGCCCAUCUACAGGGGAAAGUAUAUAGUGUUUUGUAAUAAAUAAUACUAAUAUGUAAAUGUCAAGAGUGUAUAUAUCAUAUGUCUGUGUUUUAUUGUUAAUUCAUAAGCAAGAAAUUUUUUUUGAUGAGUUGGAGAUUUACAAAAGAAUAAUUUUCCUGUUACCUUGCUGCAUUCUACAACCAGUAUUGUAUGCUUCAUGGCAUUUGGAUCAACUUAUUAACCGCCCCUCUCCCCCCAUAAAAAGAGGAACCAUAAGAGUUCAUCCAUACAGACACACAAUUUCUUGUUCUUUGUUAAUUAAUAUGAAUUACCUAAGAUUGGUAGGGUAACCUUUGAAUUGUAGGAACGAUAUGGAAUAUUUUUUCUGAAUAUUUUUCAUUACCUUUUUAUCCUGGCUAUAUUUUAAUCUGUAGUUAAGCUGUAAUAUUUAGCAUGGCUACACACCAAGUUUGUGUGACCAACAAGGACAAAAUUACCUGAAUGACAUCAGCUUCCCCAAAAUGGUAAUUGUAUUGCUCAGAGCUUUUAUUUCUUUCUUACUUGAAUAAAACAAGGAGAGAAAUAUCACAAGCAGGUUGAUUUUAGUUGCACAUUGAGUUUUGAUACUUACUCUUUGAUAGUGCAGUCUCUUGACUUUCACAUUUAAGAAUGUGAAAGUGUUAAUAGGAAUUUUUGAAUAUUAAAACAAAUUUUGCUGUGCCAGAAUGUGUGAAGCAUAACAGAAGAUUGUACUUGGUGUGCCUGUUUUGUUUUUUGAUAGAGUUUAUUAGAUGAUGCUUCUAAAACUGCUUCUCUUGGGUCCCAGUGAAGUAGGCAUCAUCAUAAUUCCACAGUAUUUUGAAGUACUGUUGUACCAAGAUGUCUGGCUGGUUUUCUGAAUAAUUUACAGUUUUAUUUCAGAACACAAGUUGUCCCAGUUUAAUGUCCAUUCCAAAGCUCUUACUGUGUGGGGUUUAAUUAAAAUAAUUUGGUUUAUUAUUAAUGUAAUCCAAAAAUACUAUUUUAGAGUAAACUUUUGUUUCAGGAUUCCAAGAAACUUACGAGUUGAUAUUAUAUUUAAAAAGAAUUGAUAACUUUGAAUGUGUGUGAUAUUUUGGAACCUGUUUAAAAACCAAAUAUCUCUACAAAUGGAUACAUUCAUCCUAUACUAUUUAAGUAUUUUGCUGUUUCGUUUUAUAAAAAUUAUU